AACAAGCCGUCUGCUCACAUUGAAGCUGCCAGGAAAUACGUAGUGGUCUAUCACGCCAAACAAAGUAUUUUAUUUUAUGCUUCCCAUUAGUCCUCCCUGCCACCUUUGUUCAACAUACUAUCAUGUCGAGUCUGCCAAAGUUCAAAAAUAAAAUCGACCGAAUUACAAUUAAUGCCAUAUAAUCAGAUUUAGGUUACUCUUGUAUAACGGAUCUUAUAGAUAAAACGAAGCAGUAAAACCACAUUGCUACAUGGAAAAAGACACAUCGUAGAAACAUUAACUUUACUUUAAGGACUACUAGAAAGCUACUACUAACAAAACUAGCAAUUCGUCGUCUAUUUCUUUUUAAAGUAUGUUACUUUAUCUUAUCUCUUAGUUAUCUCAAUCAAGAGAGCUGAAGCCUUGAUAAAUACCCCCCCUCCCUGAAAAGGGAAAUGUGCCUCAGUGAAAAUCACCCGGAAUUAUUGCAUCACUUUUAAUUCAUCUUCUAGUGAUCAAAGACUGGUCUGUCAGUGCCCCGUUCAGCCAUCUUGCAGGUUGUAUGAAGUACCAUGAUGGAAAACUGACUGUGCCUAUCCAAGGGCGAUACUAUAUUUACCUGCAGGCCUACUACCAUACCACUGGAAGGAUUCUUAUGAGGGUAAACGGCAGAGCGAUAACCAUGAUUCAGAUCCCUGAGAGGAGCGGCGAAGGUAACGCGUACGUAGGCGGGAUUUUCAACCUGAAAGCUGGUGACGUCAUUACGAUGACUUCGGCUGGGAACAACUUGAGACUUUACAUGGACACCGUGAAUACCUACUUUGGCGCCUAUUUGAUCUAA
Molecule: messenger RNA, 820 nt
Organism: Porites lobata
Lineage: Eukaryota; Metazoa; Cnidaria; Anthozoa; Scleractinia; Poritidae
Source: the annotation of a GenBank genome assembly